GCCAGUAGGGAGGACGCUGUCGAGCUGGCAGCAGUUGCUGCAGUGUUCCGGCAACCGCUUCUGAUAGCAAGUCUAGCUUGCUUAAGCCGGGUGCAGUAUACAUCUGGAACACUUGCAGCAACUGCUGCCAGCUCGACGGCGUCCUCCCUACUAGCUUCCGUGAGGACCGUCGCUCCUCAUAUAUCUUCGCCGGUGUGGUGUUGUCUCCUUCUCGAGCCGCUUAGGGAGCUUAGGGCAACUUAGGAGAAGCGGAUUAAAUUAAUUACAGAACGAACUGCCUCCUUCGCCUAAAGCGGAUUGUUUAAAUUAUUUGGAUUAUAUGAUGAUUGUUUUUUCCGGCAACCGCUUCUUAUAGCAAGUCUGCUUGCUUAAGCCGGAUGCAGUAUAUAUUCAGAUCCCACCGCCAUCUACAAGUAAUAAAGUAAAGUAAAAUUAAAGUAUGUACCGCCGACGUCAACUUGUAUGGCCGCCCUCCAUCAGCUGUGCAGCUCUCGUCAGUCAGUAUGUGCUGGCUUAGUUCUGUGCAGUGUGUAGUCUGCUGAAUACACAACAUACGUCUACCAUCGGUCCAUGAGCCAGACAUGAGCCAACAGUUAAAUUAGUGUAUCGUGCAGUGGGAGAAGUCUUGAAAAGCACAAUGUCUGAUUACUUGAGGUCGGCGUUCGGCUAUCUCAACGGCGCCACCACUACCAACGAUUAUCUUGGCCAAGUUAUCGAAAUCAGUGGUGUCAAACUUCGAGUUAAUCGACUCAUUGCCGAGGGUGGCUGGGCCUUGGUCUUUGCUGUAGAAGAUGUAUCAACAGGAAAAGAAUAUGCACUUAAAAAAUUGGUAGCACCUGAUGAAGAUGCCAGAAAAACAAUAAUUCAAGAAAUUGAGACUUUGAAAACCUUAACAAAUCAUCCAAAUAUUAUACAAUUCUUAUGUGUCCAACAAGUACCUAGAGAAGGAAACAGAGGAAGCGAAUAUUUACUAGUGACAGAAUUAUGCCCAGGUGGCACACUUGCGGACGUCUUGAGAAACGUUCCCACAAAUUCUCUGAGCUUAGCUCAAAUAUGUAAAAUAGCUUAUCAAGCAACCAAAGCUGUCCAUCAUAUGCAUUGUCAGCAGCCUCAGCCUUUCAUUCACAGGGAUAUAAAGCUGGAAAAUUUUCUGAUAGGAAGCGAUGGUCUGAUAAAGCUGUGCGAUUUCGGUAGUACAACCAUUCAGCAAAUUCUGCCGGAUACAUCAUGGAAUGCGCAGAAGAGAGCUCAACUAGAAGAUCAUAUGGCCAAAUUUACGACUCCGAUGUAUCGGGCUCCGGAAAUGAUGGACACGUGGAAUAACGAGCCGAUUGGACCACCGGUCGACUGUUGGGCACUCGGUUGCGUGCUCUACACCCUGGUGACUUUACGACAUCCCUUUCCAGAAGGCAAUAAACUUGCCAUAGUGAAUGGCAAAUUCACGGCACCAGUGCUAAACGCUCACCUCAGUUGCUUCAACGAUCUGAUCAAUGGCUGCUUGCAAGUGUCGCCGACGCAACGCAUGACCACAUCGAAUUUGCUGGAGCAACUAGCUGCCAUAGCCGAGUCGAAUGGCUUCGAUCCGCGAGAGCCGGCCUCGGUCGAAAUAGCCAAGCCGGCUCCUCCGACCAGACCUGCACCUCCGCCACCCGUGGCUGCGCAGCAGCCGCAUCAGCACCAGCAACCGAUGCCGCCACCGCAACAGUCGCAGUCCCAGAGCUCGUUGGCCCAGAAUCCGAAGCCAACUGUUGGGCACCAUACGUCGGCGUCCGCGGGCUUGUUUAGCUCGAUAAAGGGAGGCGCCGGUAGUCUAUUCAAGAACAUCAAAGACACCUCAUCUAAAGUGAUGCAAACGGUGCAGCAAAGCAUGGCGCGUACCGAGCUCGACGCCAGCUACCUGACCUCGCGGCUGCUUGUCAUGCCCUACCCGGCAGACGGCAUCGAGUCAGCCUACCGGGCUAAUCACGUGGAGGACGUCAGGGCCUUCCUUCAGGCGCGCCACCCGCCCCCGACGAGGAUACAGUUUUACAAUUUGUCCAGAGGCAGGCCGAAUGUGGCCAGACUAGUCGGUCGUCACGUUGACUGCUCGUUCGCUUACGCCUCUGCAGAGGCUAACGCUCCUCUGCUGUCCGCUGUCUAUCAGAUCUGCCAGGAUAUCUACAAUUACCUUGACGCUGACGUGCAUCACUUCGUCGUGCUGUACUGCAACGAUGGUCUUAGGGCCAGUGCGCUCGUCGCCUGCUCACUGCUGCUGUACGCUGGCGUAUUCUCAACGACGGCCGAGGCAGUGAGCCUGUUUACGACGCGCAGGUGCCAGCCGCCGCAGCUGCAGCCAUCGGAGACCCGAGUGCUCGAUUACAUGGCCUCUCUGAUGUCCGGCCACUUGCCUCACGUGAAGCCGCUAGUACUCCGGUCGCUGCUGGUUCAGCCUGUGCCCCUCUUCACCAAAGCUCGUGACGGCUGUCGACCGUUUGUCGAAAUUUAUAGUAACGGGGCGAUGGUGUACUCGACCAAGAGGUCCGAAUACGAGGAGAUGAAGCUGUUUAGCAUGGUGGAGGGCAAGUUGUGUCUGAUCCUGGGCGAGGCCACUGUGCGCGGUGACAUCACGAUGGUGCUGUACCACGCACGCCAGCAGCUCGGUCGUAUUAUCGGAAUCAAGAUAGCUGCGUUACAUUUCCACACGGGCUACGUGCCGCUCAACGACACCUGUCUCUGCUUUGAGAAGAAGGACCUCGACGAUACGCCCGAGAUCGGUGGCAUGUUCAAGGUCAUGAUCAACGCUAGCCUCGGCGAGGACUCUGUCAAAUUCUCGAGGGCGCCGGCGCCCUGGGAGACCGCCGAGGAGACCUCUCGCCGGCCCACGCCGGAGCCCCUCUUCGCUUCGACUCUCGAGAUGGAGGAGACGCUGGACAACUUUCGCGCCAGCAUGCCGUCCAGUGAACGCCGUGUUCCGCGGGAGCCGGUGCCACCACCCAGACCCGAGCCACCGAAAUUGCCUCGUAGGCCUUCCGGGGACGCUGCGCCGUCUCGAGCAGAGGCCCCGACAGAGGCGGAUCUCCUCAAUCUCGGCUCCUCUGCAUUGUCUGCUGCUGCCUCUGCUGCUGCUGCUGCUGCUGCUGCUCCUCCUCCUCCUCCUCCUCCUCCUUCAUCCAGCGCCGACGGCGCUACGGCGGCCGCGGCUGGUCCACCUCUCGAUAUAUUCGCUUCGAGCUCCGGACAGCCCGAGACCCUCGACAGCGACCUACUGGCUGGCUUCGGGACCUUUACCUCGGCAGCGCCGCCAACCACUCCCGUCGUCAACGAACCCUCUAGCGCCGAACUGCUGUUCGGUCAGAGCAACAACUGCAGGCAAACCGACAUGGGUGAUUUGCUCUUUGGGCGGUCUGCGCCGCAGCCGACUCCCACCGGGGAAGACGUGAUGUUUGAUCCAUUCGGCAGCAGCCUCAAGAACAAUCUGCUAGGUAAUUGGACUCAGUCAGGCGCCACUGGUGCUGCUAAAUCCUCGGGCGAAGAUGCUUUGCCGCGAAAUGCCAGUGUCCCCAACUUUGCUCCUCAGAAGCAAGAUCCAUUUGCGAAUUUGACCAACGUGAUGGGUGCUGGCUUGACUGCAAGCUGGAAUGGCACGCCCAAAGAGUCCAAUAGUCCGCAAUCCUCCAGUCCUGCUGCCGCAGGUACGCCGGUGCACUCGAGCCCGCGCAUGCACAAGCCCGUGACGCCGAUGGCCGAAAGUCUCUCGUUUGCCACGGCCCAGACACUAAAUCAAGAGCAACCAAAGACGAAGCCUGCUGACGCUUUCGAGGAUCUGUUGGGUAGCCAAGGCUACAGUUUCGCCUCGCGCAAGGCUGACAAGAAUAGUACAAAGACCAUCAAUCAAAUGCGCAAAGUCGAGGCCGCCAAAACGAUGGAUCCGGAGAAACUAAAGGUAGCCGAGUGGACGGAGGGUAAAAAAGGAAAUCUCAGGGCACUAUUAUGCUCCGUACACACAAUACUUUGGGACGACUGCAAGUGGCAAAAAUGUGAAAUGCACAUGCUGGUGUCACCUGCAGAUGUUAAAAAGUCUUAUAGAAAAGCUUGCCUUGCAGUCCAUCCGGAUAAACAAUCUGGUACGCCAAAUGAAAAUUUGGCCAAGUUAAUAUUUAUGGAGUUAAACAAUGCCUGGAGCACCUUUGAGAAUGACGCCUCGCAGCAAAAUCUAUUUAGCUAAUUAUCAGCAAUCGUUACUUGUUUUAGAGUAUUACGAUUCAUAGUACAUUAUAAAUAAUAUACAUAGAAGAUCCAUCGAGGAUCAACUUGUUGAAAAGGACAUCAUCGCUAAUCGUCAUCGUGCUUCUUGUAAGAUAAACAUACAAAAUUAACAAAAAAAGACGAAAUUAUUUCUUCUAUUACAUUCCGUAAAUUUUGAUUACUAUAUAUACAUAACUCCUAACAUUGAAGCCCAGAGAGACUGUCGCUGGACGUUCUGUUGAAUAUUUAUUUCUAGUUUAUCUUGAUAUAUGUUUUGUCGAUACUUGAGUCGUAAUCGUACGAUUUUUCAUCCUGACAAACUAUUAGUUUAUUGUGAUUUAUUUAGAUGUAGGUUACUUUAUUGUGAUUUAAUUUAAUUCAUUUUGUCUUUUUUUGAUCAGACAAGUUAGUCAGUUUAGUAAUUACAUAUUUUGCAUUUUGAACUUUAAUAAUUCAUAGAUACAGGAUUCGAUAUAUUUUGACAACUAUAAUGAAAUUAAUUACAACGUAAAUUAUAAUGGAAAAUAAAGUAAGUAUGAUGGCAAAAUCAAUAUGUCGGUAAAACAGCACAAAAUUAGCGAAUUUUCCAGCGAAGUCGACAUAGGCUUUCAAAUAGUGUCCUUAAGCUUCAAGGAAUUCUUACGUGAUCUGUAUAUAUAUAUAAUGCAGUGUAAAUUAUGAAGGAUCGUGAAAUCGUAUAUAUACUUAUUCACACAUAUAAGAUAUUUUGUGAGCGAAUGUUACAAUAUGUGUAUUUAUAAUGUUGCUUGAGCAUGUUCUUGUUUUAGUACACCGAGUGACUAGAAUUUUAUCAGAAACAGUUCUAACCCGUUAUUUGUCGUCAACCAUUUGUGUUUCUACUCUUGUCAGAUUAUUGUUUUCGACGUUCAAUCGAUCACAAUUCAUCUGCUCAUCGCUAAAUAAAUUGCAUUUCAUUUUAUUUUAGAAAAAAAUUACAAUGUCUAUAUGCCAUGAAUACCGCAUAAUACUCAUUUUGAAUUUCUACGUGAUUAAUUGAAUAUUUUUAUGUUAUAGUAAAUUUUACUUUAUUUGACAGACAUAAAUAAAAGUCAACAUAUAUAUA
Phymastichus coffea is the source of this 5308-nucleotide messenger RNA. It is a transcript of the gene aux, whose product is annotated as cyclin-G-associated kinase. Gene Ontology annotation, biological process: protein phosphorylation; positive regulation of Notch signaling pathway; regulation of clathrin-dependent endocytosis. The coding region runs from base 638 to 4204 and encodes 1188 amino acids. Gene Ontology annotation, molecular function: protein serine/threonine kinase activity; ATP binding; AP-2 adaptor complex binding. NCBI's taxonomy places the organism in Eukaryota, Metazoa, Arthropoda, Insecta, Hymenoptera, Eulophidae. Gene Ontology annotation, cellular component: cytoplasm. The record is from RefSeq and is a predicted model, not a curated record. The transcript has 13 exons.